This is a messenger RNA of Cephus cinctus (wheat stem sawfly), 834 nucleotides long. RefSeq names its product translation initiation factor IF-2-like. NCBI's taxonomy places the organism in Eukaryota, Metazoa, Arthropoda, Insecta, Hymenoptera, Cephidae. The record is from RefSeq and is a predicted model, not a curated record. The coding region runs from base 1 to 834 and encodes 277 amino acids. Gene Ontology annotation, molecular function: zinc ion binding; nucleic acid binding. The transcript has a single exon.
AUGGACGCAACGAACAUCCCCAUCACCGAGGACGAGAUGGACGUGGUCGACCAGGAGGACACCAGCGACUCCUGGUUCGACGAGAUGUUGAGGGUGACGACGACCAUCAAGGAGAGGCCGGCGGACACCCUGUCGACGAGGGGAGCACUAGCUCACGCGUGUGCCGCAGCCCUCACCCUCGCAGGCCCGAAGGAUGCCGCUUCGGAGCAAGCGAUCGUGGGCGCUCUCUCAGACUUGGCUCAGGGGGCCAUGGAGCCCGAGGCAGGAACGCCCCAAGCGAAGGAGCCCAUCGCCGCCGCUCCCGCACCACCAGCUCCCGCAACACCGGUGACGCCAGCCGUCCCAGGACAACGGACCGCUCCGGAUGCAAUAAUGGCACCCGCGGUGCCCACCGCUCGUGCGGGGCCCGCGAAGCCAAUCUCCGCUGCGGCUCAGGGGAAUCCCAGGACCAGCGGCGCUCGGCCUGCAGGGGCUACACCGCAACCUCGGCGGCCAACUCUAGAGCGGGCGUGUUACAGCUGCGGGGAGACCGGUCACCGCUACUCCGAUUGCCCGCACGGCCCACCAACAUCCACCUUUUGCCGCCGCUGCGGACGCAAGGGGAAGACGUUGGCUACCUGCCCGUCCUGCAGCCAGGGCUGGCGACAGCGCGGGCCAUACGUUCCGCGGGCCGGCCGAAACGUGCCCCGAGAGGAGCUGAAGGCUCUGCGGUCGGAGAGACCUCGGUCUCGAAGACCAAGGGGACCUAAGGCGUCCCUCGGUGGUCCGCCGAAACCACCGGCUAUCGGUUCCGUCAGGGGAACCAACGGGGAUAGGGCUUGCCCGAAACCCUGA